AGAUGAGGGGAUCCGAGUUGCGGAGAGUGACUCCACCCCAUCAGGGGGGCGGGGACAAAGGUGUACCAGUCUGACACUAGAUAGAUAACCCGAGGGGAGACCUAGGCAGCCCUGGAGGAGGGAAGGGUCCGAAUUCAGUGGUCAAGCAGCGAACUUGUAUUGCAUAUGCGCGUCAGUCCUCUGGGCCUUGGCAGUGUCCUGAUCAAGUGUCCACCCAUCGAACAGGCAACCCUCCCUCAUGCACUUGACCCAGCCUCUGACUCACCCGACUAACGGACAAAUAGCUGAAUCCCACGACUCUAUCACUCCAGCUUUUCCCCGCCCCUGACGAUUACCGGAAAGUUCUCAGGUCACACCCAAGCCUUACCGGAGAAUUGCUAGAAGAGAUCCUAGAACUGGUACUGCGUGGGAGGUCCUGAUACUGAGCAGAGUGGUCACCUCCUUUCCCAGGUCCCUGCUUCUCUCAGCCUGAGCACCGCCCCACCUCCGUGCCCCAGAACAGCCAUGGCUUCCAAGUGCAAGGCGGCUGUGCAGCAUGAGGUCCCCGUGAAGAAGAAGCAGCAAGAGGCAGAGGAAGACAGCCUCCACUCCGCUGCCGAGGCCCUCAAGCCUGCAUACACAGAGAAGCCUGCAGCCAGAGAGGACUUAACGGGUGAACUCAGCCACAACCCCAAGAACAAGCCCCAGGUGUAUGGGAACUACGACUGCCCGCUGCACCUGACUGACAUCGAGAAGAACAACAAUAAGUUCUACACCAUCCGGCUGCUGCAAGAGGGUGACAGCUUCUUCUGCCAGAGGCUCUGGGGCCGUGUGGGAGAGGUGGGCAAUUCAGAAACUGAAGAGCCCAUGUCACUGGAGGAUGCAAAGAAGUGGUUCGAGAAGAAAUUUCGGGAGAAAACCAAGAAUGCCUGGGCAGAGCGACACCGCUUUAAGCCCCACCCUGGCAAGUACAAGCUUAUCGAAGCACACAGAGAGGCUGAGGCCCCGGAAGCUGCGGUGAAGGUGCGGCCCUGCACCCUGGAUGCGCCCACACAGAAUCUCAUCGUCAACAUCUCCAGCAAGGACGUGUUCAGAGAUGCUAUGACCCUCAUGAAGCUGGACAUAAAGAAGUUGCCCCAGGAAAUGCUGAGCCAGCUGCAGAUUACACAGGGCUUUGCGGCCUUAGAGAAGCUGGAGGAGGCCCUGAAAGCCCCCACAGAUGCUGGCCACAGCCUGAACGAGCUGUCCUCCCGCUUUUACACCAUCAUUCCCCACAACUUCGGCCGCAAAAAGCCCCCGCCCAUUGACUCCUUCAAGCUUCUGCAGACAAAGAAGGACAUGCUGCUGGUGCUAGACACCGUCGUCAAGCUGGUCCAGACCCAGGAGGCAGCCCUCGAGGAAGAGGAGGUGGAGGAUGUGCCACAUCCACUGGACCGAGCCUACCGGCUCCUCAAGUGCCAGCUCCAGCUGCUAGACCAAGAGGAGCCUGAGUACAAGAUGAUACAAACCUACUUAGGAGAGACUGGCAAGUACUACGAGCGCCUUGGUCUGGACCAUGUUUGGAAAGUGAACCGAGACGGGGAGAUGAGCGAGAGUACCCCACCGCCCUCCCCUGCCAUCACUCAGACUCGCAGUGAGAGAGAUAAGCUCCAGGCCCACUCCAAGCUGGACAAUUGGAAGCCACUGUGGCAUGGCACCAACGUGGCUGUGGUGGCCACCAUCCUCAACAAUGGGUUCCGCAUUACCAAAAGUCUUGUUAGUAAGAGCACCUACUUAGCCUUGGAGAACAUUUCUGGCAUGUCCUACAAGGAUGACCACCAUGUCAGCUACAUGUUCCUGGGUGAGGAGACACCGGACAGAGAGCACCACACCACCGUCGACGAGCCCAGCGUGAAGCAGCCAGACCCCGGCUUUGACAGCGUCAUCGCCCGAGGCCACACAGAGCCACAUCUGACCCAGGACACUGAGCUGAAGAUGGAUGGCCAACGUGUGGUGGUGUCCCAGGCCCAGCCCACGCUCGGCCCAGAGUUCAGAAGCUCUACAUUCUCCCAGAGCGAGUACCCCGCCUCCCAGGAGAGCCAAUACCACCUGUGCUACCUACUGGAGAUGCGCCUUUGAGCUGCCUGCCCGUCCCACCCCUCAGGGCCCUGCCGGGGGCAGGCAGUCAUCCUCACUCUUCCUGCCCACCUCUGGUGCCCCCAUAUCUCCCCUUCUUACUUCCAAUCUCCUUGCUAUGUCCCAGACAGUGUUCCCCACUCCCUCCAAUCUUUGCUAGCCGUGGCAUGGCUGGAGCCCUGGACUCUCGCCUCCUGAGGUGUGGGAGUGAGGGACUGGCAUUAUUACUGGGACACAGAUGCAGCAGCCUGUUCAGAGCUGCGUAGUUAGAAGGCACAGGCUGAUGGAUCCCACACCCUGCUGGGCCACCCACCCUGGCUCAGACUGCUCAUCCGCGGGUGUGAUCACCAAGGCAGGCUGACCUUCAGGCAUGCACAGACAGGUUUACUAAACAUUGUAUUCACUUACCCUGUCCCUGCUCAUCGGGUGCCGUAGCCUGCCACGCCUGGGCCUUCCUUCUCUCCACAGUGACUCAGCAUACCACACAGUAGCUCCAGCCCCACUCCAGGGGUGAUCUGGGUCCCACACUCACCCCCACACCCCCCAGUCCAUCUACAUCCAUCACAGCUACAACCCGCCUCCUCGGAUCAUUGAGCCUUCAAAGGUGACCCUUUGAAGACCUGUUGGUCAUUUGGGGACCCACUUGGUGAUUCUGUCCUUUAGCCUGGACAUGGCAAGGCCAAUCAAGUAUCCCUCAUGUCUUGCCAUCAAACAUCCGUGUGAGUCUUAUGUGUGAAUAUGACAAACGAGAUGAGCACAUACCUGAGGGGCCCAGCUCUGCCAUCAUGAGAGGAGUACCCAUUAUCAUGAUGAGGAAAUUUCAGGAAAAAUUAAUCAGCCUUCUGCUUUUGUAAAUAUGCUUGCUUUCUGCAGAUCAGCUUGUUGCAUGCAAGGGCUCCCGCAAGAGCUCCCUUGCACUUUGCUCGACUUAUAAAUGUAACUGUCUGUACACUAGCA
Molecule: messenger RNA, 3051 nt
Organism: Pteropus alecto (black flying fox)
Lineage: Eukaryota; Metazoa; Chordata; Mammalia; Chiroptera; Pteropodidae
Gene: PARP3
Product: poly(ADP-ribose) polymerase family member 3
Exons: 11
Coding region: 505-2097 (530 amino acids)
Cellular component (GO): site of double-strand break
Molecular function (GO): NAD+ poly-ADP-ribosyltransferase activity
Source: RefSeq, a predicted model, not a curated record